GACGCAGCCGCGCGCGGGGUGUUUCCUGCGCUAAAGGGACGCAGCCGCAGUCCGUCUGGUUCCUGUAGAGCAGCUCCUGCUCAGACUGAAGUUAACUGAACCAAAACAACUUGUUAGAAACUUGCUUCCUGUUGCUGAGGUGUCAUUAUCAGUCACACAGACAGCUCGCAUCGACACGGAGUGGACAAAAUGCCCACGGUCUCUAAAGGAGAUGGAAUGCGUGGACUUGCCGUGUUCAUCUCAGACAUCAGGAACUGUAAAAGUAAGGAGGCAGAAGUGAAGAGGAUAAACAAAGAGCUAGCCAACAUCCGCUCCAAAUUUAAAGGAGACAAGGCUCUGGAUGGAUACAGUAAAAAGAAAUAUGUCUGCAAGCUGCUCUUCAUCUUCCUUCUGGGCCAUGAUAUCGAUUUUGGACACAUGGAGGCCGUCAACCUGCUGAGCUCCAACAAAUACACCGAGAAACAAAUCGGCUACUUGUUCAUCUCAGUGCUGGUGAACUCCAACAGUGACCUCAUCCGUUUGAUCAACAAUGCCAUUAAGAAUGACCUGGCGAGCCGCAAUCCCACCUUCAUGAACCUGGCUCUGCACUGCAUCGCCAAUGUGGGGAGCAGAGAGAUGGCUGAGGCGUUUGCUUCGGAAAUUCCCAGGAUCCUGGUGGCGGGGUUCGGAGUAGUCACCGCAGCCACCAGCCUCAUCACCACUCUGGCCCAGAAGAGUCCUGAUGACUUCAAAACCUCCGUGUGUCUGGCUGUGGCCAGGCUCAGCAGGAUCGUGACUUCUGCGUCCCUCGACCUGCAGGACUACACCUACUACUUUGUUGCUGCGCCGUGGCUGUCGGUCAAACUGUUGCGCCUCCUGCAGUGCUACCCUCCCCCCGAGGACGCAGCGCUGCGGAGUCGUCUGACAGAGUGCCUGGAGACCAUCCUCAAUAAGGCUCAGGAGCCACCCAAGUCCAAGAAGGUACAGCACUCCAACGCCAAAAACGCUGUCCUGUUUGAAGCCAUCGCCCUCAUCAUCCACCAUGACAGCGAACCCAACCUGUUGGUCCGAGCCUGCAACCAGCUGGGCCAUUUCCUGCAGCACAGGGAGACCAACCUCCGUUACCUGGCCUUGGAGAGCAUGUGUACGCUGGCCAGCUCCGAGUUCUCCCACGAGGCUGUGAAGACGCACAUAGAGACUGUCAUCAACGCCCUGAAGACUGAGAGAGACGUGAGCGUCCGCCAGCGGGCCGUUGACCUGCUCUACGCCAUGUGUGACCGCAGCAACUCCAAGCAGAUCGUAGCAGAGAUGCUGAGCUAUUUGGAGACGGCAGACUACUCCAUCAGAGAGGAGAUCGUGCUGAAGGUGGCGAUCCUGGCAGAGAAAUAUGCGGUGGACUACACCUGGUACGUAGACACCAUUCUCAACCUGAUCCGCAUCGCUGGCGACUAUGUGAGUGAAGAGGUGUGGUACCGUGUGAUCCAGAUCGUCAUUAACCAGGACGACGUCCAAGGCUAUGCUGCAAAGACUGUUUUUGAGGCCCUCCAGGCUCCAGCCUGUCAUGAGAAUCUGGUGAAGGUGGGAGGUUACAUUCUUGGGGAGUUUGGAAACUUGAUUGCUGGUGACCCACGGUCCAGCCCUCUGGUCCAGUUCAAUCUUCUUCAUUCCAAGUUCCACUUGUGUUCGGUACCAACUCGGGCUCUGCUGCUCUCAGCUUACAUCAAGUUCAUCAACUUGUUCCCGGAGGUUAAAGGCACGAUCCAGGAUGUCCUCCGUUCAGACAGCCAGCUCCGCAACGCUGAUGUGGAGCUACAGCAGCGAGCUGUGGAAUACCUCCGGCUCAGCUGCAUCGCCAGCACAGACAUACUGGUUAGCAGCACCAGAGCCAAGGGCUCAGGGAAGCAUGACUUAGGUCACGUUUUCUACGAGCGAUUUACCCAAUCUGUGCAAAACUGUGAUCUGAUGAUGUUCCUCCUGCAGAGUCCCAGCCUCGGCUUUAACGACGCACUGAAUCUAAACUCCACCCCUUCAUCAGGAGCCAGUCUGCUGGUGGACGUCUUCACUGACCUCUCUAAUCCUGCUCCCACUGAGGGGUCAGAUGAGCAUUUUACCAGGUUUGUGUGUAAAAACAACGGUGUCAUCUAUGAGAACCAGCUUCUGCAGAUUGGACUGAAGUCUGAGUACCGUCAGAACCUCGGUCGUAUUUAUGUUUUCUAUGGCAACAAGACGUCCACACAGUUCCUAAGCUUCUCCACGUCGGUGACCAGUAAUGACCUCCUCAGCACUCAGCUGAACGUUCAGGUGAAGCCUGUGGAUCCGCUCAUCGAGGCCGGAGCUCAGCUCCAGCAGAUCCUGAACAUUGAGUGUGUGUCGGAUUUCUCAGAGGCUCCUGUGCUCAACAUUCAGUUCAGAUACGGCGGAACAUUGCAGAACAUCACAGUCAAACUGCCUGUGAUGCUAAAUAAGUUUUUCCAGCCCACUGAGAUGACGUCCCAGGACUUCUUCCAACGUUGGAAGCAGCUCGGAGCCCCUCAACAAGAGGUGCAGAAAAUCUUCAAAGCCAAAAACCAGAUGGACACAGACGUUGCCAAAGCCAAGCUGUUGGGCUUCGGCGUGGCUCUGCUGGAUGGCGUGGAUCCCAAUCCUGCUAACUUCGUCGGGGCUGGAAUCAUCCACACUAAGACCACUCAGGUGGGCUGCCUGCUCAGGCUGGAGCCCAACACACAAGCACAGAUGUACCGCCUCACCCUGCGGACCAGUAAGGAGUCUGUAUCUCAGCGGCUGUGUGAGCUGCUCUCAGAACAGUUUUAGACCCACAUGGAUUCUUUUACACUUUUCUUACUUCACAUCAGAAAUGUCAUAUUGUACAGUGAACGUGUUGUUUUACUUGCUUCUUAUCUGAACUGAUUAGUAUUUUUUUUUAUUUUUUUGCACAAAGCUCCAUUGAAGCCUGACUGCUUUAAAGCUUCCAGUGUUUGUGUCCCACUGAGCCUCAUCUUGCUGCUGCUUGGUGAUGAGGAGGAGUUUCUGCUUCUGGAGAUCCUCCAUCUUUGUUCUGUGGCGUUAAACUCGGCUGUUACACGAUCGCUCUGCACUCGGUGCCUUAAAGGAACGGAUCACAUCAGAAGCCAGAACAGUUCAACAUGUUUUAAAACAGGAGGAACGUUUGUUCAGAGAAAAUCCUCAGUUUUGUUUCCUGUUUGGGAAUCUUUGGUGACCCAGAAUAUUUUCUAAUUAUUAAACUAAGACUCAGAUGUUUGUAAAACGGCUUGAGAUCAAACAAGAUGGAGGCCUGUUUCUCUAUGGGAUCAAUAAUUAUUUAAAAAAUUCAGACUUUUUGAAGAUGGGUUCUAUUGGGAAGUUUUGAGCAGUCAGUAUUUUGCCUGCAGGUUUCCGUAGUAUUGACCAGAGGCAGGAAGUCCGCCGCCUUAACGGCUCCACUGAACCCCGACUGGUUCAUCCACAAAGGCCGCCUGCACCCAGAGCUGAUGGGAAAACACUAACAAAGAAAGGCUGCGUAUUUAUGCUAUUGAUGCAUCGAUUUCUGGCCGGUCUGAGCUUUAAAAAGCCUGAUGGACCGGUUCGAUAUUGAACAAUACAGGUUGGAUACAAUAUUCCAAUCUAAUCUCACUGAUCAACAUCAGUACCUGUGGAGCAAUCAAAACUUCUCUAAUAUCAACCAAAGUUUAGAGCAAUGACAGGAGGAUUUUCAGACUUGUCGAAAUAUCGAUCUAAUAAAGUUCAGGAAAUCGAGGCUGAUCGGCCGAUUCAAUCGGUGCUCUGAUAAUUUAUAUUUUUAGUUCUGUCUCCUGCUUCCAGCUGCUUGUUUCUGAUCCCAAAGCUACCGAAUCGCUGCCUUUUGCUUCUGAGAAAAUGAUACUAGCAAACAUCUGGGAAUAUUUUUAGGUGAUAAAAGUUAAAACAGAUUAAAGCUCAGCUGCCUCACAGAUCGGUACCGGACAUGUAGGAAUGUCUGACUUCCAGACGUCGUCUCUGCUCGCCGAGCUUUAAUACCGACGUUAUAAAUGUGAACUUUGAGUGGUUUGAUUGCUUUAGCCUGACUGAGCAGCAUGCUGGUUGGUCGGAGCUCAAACUUCUGAACGGAGCCGAUUCUGGGAGAAGAACCACUGAUGAGGUGAUGGUCAUGGAAAGGUCUGGAAGUACGGACAGAAACCUGGACCGUCUGACUGAAUCUGACAUUAAAUGAAUCACUUUGAAAAGGAAUUUCAUUCAAAGGAGUCUGAAUUUUCUGGAUUUAUAAUUCAUUUUUUAGACUAUUUCAUUUUAAAAACUACAUUUAACUAAAAAAAAAAAUCAUUAGAAAACAGGUUUUAGUCAAAUUCAGUUUCUGACGGUGCUGAUUUCUGAUCGUACUGUAAAAAUGAACAACCGAUCCAUGUGAACCAUUUAUUUGUUUAAGCCAGUAAUAAAAACAGAAACAAAAGAUGAAAUAAAUAAACCUGGGAACUGAUUAAGAUUUAAAGGGAAAAAUAAUAAAAUAGUUUUCAAUCGUUUUCAGGAUGACAAACAUUUGCUCAAAGCCUAACGAGCUGAAAGGAUCCUGUUAAGGAGUGAAAGUCAUCAGAGGCGUUUUGUUCUUCCUUCAUUAAAGGUGCCUUACUCCUCGCUUUAUGUGCCUGAAAAUAAAGGAAACAAAUGUGCUGGAAAUGAGACAGGAGCUGAUGGUUGGAUAUGAUGUCACUCUGAGGUUUUUUCAAAAUAAAGUUU
Molecule: messenger RNA, 4707 nt
Organism: Cyprinodon variegatus (sheepshead minnow)
Lineage: Eukaryota; Metazoa; Chordata; Actinopteri; Cyprinodontiformes; Cyprinodontidae
Product: AP-2 complex subunit alpha-2-like
Exons: 21
Coding region: 190-2790 (866 amino acids)
Biological process (GO): intracellular protein transport; clathrin-dependent endocytosis
Cellular component (GO): AP-2 adaptor complex; membrane coat
Molecular function (GO): clathrin-cargo adaptor activity
Source: RefSeq, a predicted model, not a curated record